AUGUCUCCCGCCUCCCCCGCCUCCCUUCCCGCCGCCAUCGCGUGGCUCACCGGCUCGCGCCUAGUCCCCCGCUCCUCCCCCUCCUCGUCCUCCCUCCCCUCCCUCUCCGACGACGCCUCUUCUGCCACAUCGUCGUCCCCCUCUUCUACCCCGCCCUCUGCCCUCGCCUCCCUUGCUUCCCUCCAGGCAGCCGAUGCCACUCCUAUCCGCCCGAACGAGCAUCUCGCCGUCUUUCUCCCAAAGACCCACUGGAAGUCCGACUCCCAGGCUUCAUACUGCGAAACGUUUCUAUGCCACAAGAAGUUCUCCGUCUUUGAGCGUAGACACCACUGUCGCAAAUGUGGUGGCAUCUUCUGUCACAACUGCUCCUCUCGCACGACUGCCCUCCUCGACACCUCAACCCUCUCUUUCCUCUAUCCUCCACGAAACGUCUCCAUCUUCACUUACGCAUCCCCAGAGUCCCCCGUAUCCGAUUCACGUGUCUGCGACGCCUGCUACGACAUCAUCUACGCCUGCCCAACCCCACGCUCGCCCCCUGUAAUUAAACCUGCCCUGCCAGCACCUAUCUCCGUUCGUACUUCCCCUGUCCGCUCUCGCAACAGCUCCACCUCUCGUAGCAGUUCCGUCCUCCUCACUCCCCCUGACGGACAGACCUUGCCUCCUGCUAUUCGUCGUCGCCCGGCUCCUCGCAGACACAUGACUCUCCCCGCUGUCCCCAAUCCCCCCUCUGAGCCCGAGAUCUACCUUCCCCAGGCCCCUGUUCCCACCAACGACCUCGAUGCGUACCCCCUCCGCAUCAAAAGCGAGGUCUGCAAGCGCAACGGCGGUGGACGUUGGACACCAAAACGUCUGCCGGUUGACGUAGCCGCUCGGGUCGCAGGAAGGAAGGCUGUGUACGAGCUGGAGAUGGAGCGCGAGGAGGAGGAGAUCCGAAGGGAACGCCUCAAUCCCGUCAUCAAGGACGGAGACUUCCAAUACCGCGCACCGCGCGAAUUCCAGCCUAGUUCACCUGGCGGGCCGUAUGUCCUGUCGACGUUCUGA
This is a messenger RNA of Heterobasidion irregulare TC 32-1, 1041 nucleotides long. RefSeq lists its product as uncharacterized. Gene Ontology annotation, molecular function: metal ion binding. The record is from RefSeq and is a predicted model, not a curated record. The transcript has 4 exons. The coding region runs from base 1 to 1041 and encodes 346 amino acids. NCBI's taxonomy places the organism in Eukaryota, Fungi, Basidiomycota, Agaricomycetes, Russulales, Bondarzewiaceae.